CUUGAUGUGCUUAACAAACAAACAAGAAAGUCCUGCAUCCUGCAUGUUUUAUUUCAAUUUUGGUUCUUCACACUUUUUUAAGUCACACUUCUGAGAUUUUAAACUUAAAACCUCGCCGUUCGCCGAGAUCUUGAGUUGUUAUUCGAUAAGGGAUUCAGGUUCUGCAAUGCAAAAAGCAGCAGCUGCAGUUCCGCUAGAGAAUUUUGUCAAUUAACACCAUAAUUAGAUUAACUGGAGGCAGCUCAAAUAUUUGACCGUCAAAAUGAACAACCGGCUGAUGGAUGUGAUCAAAGAGCACGCUCCUGAUUCGUGGGACUUUUUGUCCAAAGCCGUCUCCAGUGGUCUUAACUACAAUAUUCUUGAAGUGAACACUAACAGCAGAGAAUUCCUGCAUGUCAUCGCCGAUCUCAGAAAGCACGAUGAAAUAUUCGAAGUGAAGUGGGUGCGGCGGAUCCAAAAUCUGAGCAUGUACGGUCGGUACGCCCUGCGCCACCAGCAGCUGAUGGUUCGCAACCGCUUCAAUCCAGCAAACGCAAAGGAAGAGAUUCGCUACGCCUGCAUUCACGAAUCCAAAAUCGACAGUCUGGCUCAACGAAACUUGGACGCUCGGUACCUGGCGGUUGAAAACUUUGAAAACCGCUUCAACAAGAGUGAACUGUUCACAAACGUCCUUUCUGCGAUCAGAGAGAUGACGAGCAAUGACUCAAACUGGGUCCUGGUAAUGGCCAGGGUCACCACUGAAGGAGGUAAGAUUGUGUCUGAUUCCGAAAUAUAUCCCGAGUACGUGCUGAAGCUGAAAAUGAAGGAUGUUUCGUUGCUCUGGGGUUGAUCUACGUGGCCAAAGCAGUGCCUGAAGUAUUUUGUAAAUG
Molecule: messenger RNA, 869 nt
Organism: Neocloeon triangulifer
Lineage: Eukaryota; Metazoa; Arthropoda; Insecta; Ephemeroptera; Baetidae
Exons: 3
Coding region: 263-829 (188 amino acids)
Source: RefSeq, a predicted model, not a curated record